AUUUUGUAUUCUUUAUGUAUUGCGCAGGAUGUCAGUGUUUGUUUGAUGUUUCAACAGUAUGGCAUCAAUGCGAGUUUUCUUAUUUAUGCCGUUUAGUUGUUGCCUCCACUCAGCAAAAGUGUACAAAUGAUCCAUCUGCUGAAUACACCUCUGAUGCAUCAGGUUCACCUGGUCCUGGAUGCUCCUCUUCAUCAAGCACUUCAGCUGAAAGAUGUGACACUUGCACUGAAACUUUGGUUCCUGACAAUGACUGGCAGUAUGAUUUUGUUGUUCCGUGGGAAAAAAUGCCAGCAAGUUUUAUGAAGAAGAUUAAAAGUGGGGAAAGGCCGAGCUGCUCUGAGAGAAGACAGUUGGUUCGCACUGUUGCUUCCGAAAUCCUGGAGGUCAGUAAACGUCCAUCAAAAAAACAUGUAUCAGAAAUCGCCCGAAAAAUUACAAUUGCAUACCCAAAGUCCUUUAGAGAUGAAAUUGAUUCCCAGAUUGUAGGAAGUGGAUAUGACUCUCUCCUUAAACAACUAGUCUGUCGAAUUGAUCAUUUAAAAAGAGCAAAAACUACCACUAGAUCACUUUGUGAUAUGCCAGAAAAGUCAAAGAAACGGAAAUCGGAGUAUGGUUGUAUAAAUUCAGAACCCCAGUUUCCAGCUGGAGAAACUUCUGAAUUGCAGCAAGAAAAAAAAGCGAAAUUGCUUGAAAUGUUUCAAAAUAAGGAAAGCAAUGUAAAGACCAUCUACAGCUUGAUGACUGCUACCUACACUUCCCAAAGAAAUGACGUCCAAUUUGGAAAGGAAACCUCAGAGUUACUUGAUGAGUGGCCAUAUCUCUUCCAGACAGCAGGAAUGGAAAGCACACUUUAAAGAGCUCACUGGCAUUGACAUGAAUGACAGCUUUGAAGAAGCCACUUCCAGUAAAUUCAGAAGAAUAUUGGAAUACUUUCAGUUUCAGUGCACAGAGAGAGCGAGCAGAGCAGGGAGAAUCCUCAGCAAGAUUCAGACUGGAGGGGAUCAUGUUUGUGGGGCAGUGAUGUUGCUGCUUGCCCUUUUCAAAAAUGACCAAGACCAGUUUCUUGUGAUAGUAGAAGACACUUGUGUUCCCAAUGAUAUAUGCCAAGAGAAGCUUCCACCUACUCCAUGUAUAGUAGUGUGUGGAGAGAACCCACUGACAGCCAGUUUAUACAUGGUAGCAGUAGACCAGAUGAUUGUGAAUGACCAUCUUUUGAGAUUUACUGAGGCGCUGUGUCUGAUGUUUUCCCUCUACUACAUACUGAACAUGAGUUACCCUGUAGAACUGGGGGCCACGCUAGAAUUCCUGCAAAGGUGCAUCUUCAGGAUAAAUCCUCACAAAGGUACCAAGGUGGAAAAGAGAGAGAAAAAGCGAGUGUACGCUGUCAACCCAAAAGUAUUGAGUCUCACAUCAAAAAUUGCUGCAUUUGACUGGGGAGACUAACAGAUGCAGCCAUCCAGAAAUGUGACUUCUCAACAGUACAGAACAAACUUUUCGUACUGUAACGCAU
Megalobrama amblycephala (Wuchang bream) is the source of this 1510-nucleotide messenger RNA. RefSeq lists its product as uncharacterized. The transcript is spliced from 5 exons. The record is from RefSeq and is a predicted model, not a curated record. NCBI's taxonomy places the organism in Eukaryota, Metazoa, Chordata, Actinopteri, Cypriniformes, Xenocyprididae. Bases 766 to 1443 code for a protein of 225 amino acids.